Eupeodes corollae is the source of this 599-nucleotide messenger RNA. Its product is annotated as protein CEPU-1-like. The transcript has 5 exons. NCBI's taxonomy places the organism in Eukaryota, Metazoa, Arthropoda, Insecta, Diptera, Syrphidae. The annotation marks the transcript as partial. The record is from RefSeq and is a predicted model, not a curated record.
GGUGUACAUUUGGAACACAAUACAUCAGCUCGAGUAAUUCGUUCAAAUCAAAGUCUUGUGCUGCAGAAAAUUACUAAACAUUAUGCUGGAAAUUAUGCCUGUAGUGCUAUAAAUGAUGAAGGUGAAACAGUCAGCAAUCAUUUACCACUUCGAGUUAAAUAUACUCCCAUCUGUAAGCACUUGGAUCGUGUAGCUCUAAUUGGUGCUUCAAAAGACGAGACAGUUGAAGUGAUAUGUGAGAUACAAGCGGACCCACCACCCAGGUCAUUCCGUUGGAAAUUCAAUAAUUCAGGUGAAACGCUCGAUGUAGGAAGUGAACGUUUUAGUGUCAAUGGUAGUCGAAGCAUCCUCAAAUACACUCCAGUCACAGAUCAGGACUAUGGCACCCUAUCUUGCUGGGCAGCAAAUGAAGUUGGUACACAGCACCAGCCAUGUUUGUUCCAGGUCGUCCUUGCGGGUCUACCAAGUGCCGUCAGCAAUUGUACUGUGUACAAUCGUACCGAACUCAGUGUGGACAUCCAAUGCUUGCCUGGCUAUGAUGGUGGUCUACCGCAAAUAUUUGUCCUGGAAAUGUUCUCCAGUCGAACAGGAGGCACAAG